Messenger RNA from Myodes glareolus (Bank vole), 462 nucleotides. NCBI's taxonomy places the organism in Eukaryota, Metazoa, Chordata, Mammalia, Rodentia, Cricetidae. The record is from RefSeq and is a predicted model, not a curated record.
AUGGUCAACUCCUGCUGUGGCUCUGUCUGCUCUGAGGAGGGCUGUGGCCAAGGCUGCUGCCAGCCCAGCUGCUGCCGCCCCAGCUGCUGUGUGUCCAGCUGCUGCCGCCCCAGCUGCUGUGUGUCCAGCUGCUGCAGGCCCAGCUGCUGCCGUCCCAGCUGCUGUGUGUCCAGCUGCUGCAGACCCACCUGCUGUCGUCCCAGCUGCUGCAGACCCUCUUGCUGCCAGCCCAGCUGCUGCCGCCCCAGCUGCUGCAUCUCCAGCUGCUGCCAGCCCUCCUGUGGUGGUUCCAGCUGCUGCAGUCCUUGCUGCCAGCCCUGCUGCCGCCCCUGCUGCCGCCCCUGCUGCUGCCUGCGUCCAGUCUGUGGUCAGGUCUGCUGCCAGAGCACUUGCUACCGCCCCACCUGUGUCAUCUCCACCUGCCCCCGCCCCAUGUGCUGUGCCACCCCUUGCUGCUGCUGA